Messenger RNA from Sesamum indicum (sesame), 2526 nucleotides. RefSeq names its product response regulator 18 (gene RR18). Gene Ontology annotation, biological process: phosphorelay signal transduction system; cytokinin-activated signaling pathway. NCBI's taxonomy places the organism in Eukaryota, Viridiplantae, Streptophyta, Magnoliopsida, Lamiales, Pedaliaceae. Gene Ontology annotation, molecular function: DNA-binding transcription factor activity; DNA binding. The record is from RefSeq and is a predicted model, not a curated record.
AGAAGGGUAGAAAAAGAGAAAGUAAACAGCCAAGAAAAGAGUUCUAUAAGGAAGAGAGAGAGAGACAGAGAGAGGGAGAGAGAGAGAGAGACAGAGAGAGGGAGAGAGAGAGAGAGGGGGACUUGGGCUGAAAGUUGAAACCAUUCACUAUUCUCUAGCCAUCACCAUCAUCAUUGUACAUAUGUACAGCUUUUACUUACUACAACUAAGUCUUUACCCUGUCUCCCUCCAGACACACAAUCAGGGUGUAUGUUGUGUUUUCUGAUUGUGAUCUCUCUCAGUUUGUGUCAAUUCUUCAAUUCUUGAUAUUGGGAGAAGCUUUUUGCAUCUGGGUUUUUCUUGAAGAGUUCAAGAAAGUGAGUUACUAGUGUUAAAGACUCGACUUUUAGCCCCUCUCAUCUUUAUAUUCCUCAUCUCGGCUCUCCGGAUUUGUGGGCUACGAGAAAUGACUGUGGAGAAAAUUAGGGGUGACAAUGAAAAUAGUGACAAUUUCCCAGUUGGGCUACGAGUUCUUGCUGUUGAUGAUGACCCAAUUUGCUUGAAAUUACUGGAAACUUUGCUCAGGAAAUGCCAGUAUCAUGUUACGACGACGAGUCAGGCGAGGAUGGCACUGAAGAUGUUAAGGGAAAACAAAGACCGAUUUGACCUGGUGAUCAGUGAUGUCCAUAUGCCAGACAUGGAUGGUUUUAAACUUCUUGAACUUGUUGGUCUUGAAAUGGAUCUACCUGUGAUUAUGUUGUCUGCAAAUGGUGAUCCCAAACUUGUAAUGAAAGGGGUUACUCAUGGUGCCUGUGACUAUUUGGUCAAACCCGUUCGAAUUGAGGAACUAAGGAAUAUAUGGCAACAUGUAAUCAGAAGAAAAAAAUUUGACUCAAGGAACCAGAAUAAGUCUGCCGAACAUGUAAAGUCACAUCACGCUAGCAGAGAAGGUCACGGGUCUGCAACGAUGGGUAAUGCAGAUCAGAGUGGGAAAUUUAAUAGAAAGAGGAAGGAUGAAGAAGAUGAAAGUGAAGAUAAUGGGAAUGAAAGUGAAGACCCUGCAACACAAAAGAAGCCUCGGGUUGUCUGGUCUAUAGAGCUUCAUAGGAAGUUUGUUGCAGCUGUUAACCAGUUGGGAAUUGAAAAGGCUGUUCCUAAAAGGAUUCUUGACCUGAUGAAUGUCGAAGGGCUUACACGGGAAAAUGUGGCAAGCCAUCUCCAGAAGUACAGGCUUUACCUGAAAAGGAUUAGUUCAGUUGCAACCCAGCAAGCGAACAUGGUUGCCGCGCUCGGUGUUAAGGAUUCCCCUUUCAUGCGGAUUGGUCCAUUCGAGGGGCUCGGAGAUUUUCGAACUUUGGCCGGACCAGGUAGACUUGCAAAUGCUGGGUUAUCACCUUAUACAACUGGGGGUAUGCUUGGUCGGCUAAAUACUCCCGCUAAUGUUAACCUUCAUAAUCUUACUCCACCGGCGCUACUCCAACCGACUCAUGCCCAAAACAUCACUGCUAUUGGAGAAAUGCAUCCGAUCCUUUCACCCACAAAUCAAAGUCCAAGUUUAUUUCAAGGAAUGCCAUCGUCGUUGGAACUGGAUCAGUUACAACAGAACAAGUGCUCCACUGGAAUCGUAAAUUUCAAUGCCGUAGACGAUUCAAGGAUGUAUACAGCUUCCAAUGCGUUCACGGACACAGGAACAGCAAUUGGCAGCUCAACCAGUAUCGUAAAUGGCAUCCAAGGUACUCCCGUGAUGCUACACGGGAACUCCCAACAAACGCUGAGUGGUGGAGGAUUUGGGUGUCACUCUUCUCACAACAUGACCUCUUUCAGCUUGGAAUCUCUUACUGCUGGUGUCAAUGGCUCCUCUAAUUUGCUGGAUCCUGGUAGCAUUGAAUCAUGUAAAGUUCAGCCAAACUCAGUACUUUCGACUGACCCAUUUCACAGUCAGUUGCCCUUGAAUGGCGUGAGAGAAAAUAAUUUCUCCAAUGGUUCUUAUUUACACAACAAUCCUGUUGAUAUUUCCACCACCAUGGCUUUGCCUUUUGAAGAUUCAAGAGAGAUGCAGUGCCAAGAAAGUUUGGUUGGGAAUGUGCAGAAUAUUACUCAAACACCAAGCCAAAAGUGGUGUGAACAAGGGCAGAACUAUUCUCACAGUUCAAAAACUACAUUCGGUUCCUCAGACUCUUACAUUCCUGCAAACGGCGCUGUGUCUCCCUUGAGCCGGAGUAUGGGCCAGGAUAGCGAAAUCUUCAACCAGAAGACUGGCAUGUUCAUAAACAGCAGAUCGACUGGAGGUGCUUCAAAUCUUAUGCAAAAGAAUGAGAAUGAAAAGUUGGCAACAGAAUCAAGAGCAAGGUCGAACGAGAACUUCCUUUUGGAGCAACCAAAGUCGCGAGGAUUCGUACCUCGUAGUUAUGAUUCAUUGGAUGCUAUGAUGAAUGCUAUGAUCAAACGGGAACAAGAUGAAGCUAUACCGAACUGCGACUUUGGAUUUGAUGAUUACUCUUUCGGAGCAGCUAUGUGAGGCUGCUGCCUACAAAGGCUUCCGCUAAA